Salmo salar (Atlantic salmon) is the source of this 2314-nucleotide messenger RNA. Its product is annotated as serpin H1. Lineage: Eukaryota; Metazoa; Chordata; Actinopteri; Salmoniformes; Salmonidae. Gene Ontology annotation, molecular function: serine-type endopeptidase inhibitor activity. Gene Ontology annotation, cellular component: endoplasmic reticulum. Gene Ontology annotation, biological process: collagen fibril organization; negative regulation of endopeptidase activity. The record is from RefSeq and is a predicted model, not a curated record.
UGUGUGAUUGAGUCAGUCUACAGCAUUAGGACCAUGCAGAGCACUGCAUCAAAUGGAUCCAAGGGGAGGUCUGAAGUCUCCGCUCCAGAGGAGAGCCAUAGGUUUGCAUUUGCAUACCCCAUUCCCAACUUCCAGAAGUUUCUUUUCCAUGGUCUAUAAAGGCAAGAGAAAAACUGUAGGAUCAGUCAACAGACGAGCGAACCCAGAGAGUGAGGGCUGAGAGAGAUCGUGCCAAGCUCUGUCAGAAUGAAAAACGAAAACCUUGACAUCAGUAUGAAAACAUUUCAAGGCUUCUAUAGCUGCUCAAAAACCAGAAGACAGAAAGGAUGUGGGUGACCAACGUUGUAGUUCUGUGCCUCCUGGCCGUUGCGGCCUCCGGAGAAGACAAGAAGAAGCUGAGCAGCCAUGCCACCACCAUGGCUGACAAGAGCGCCAACCUGGCCUUCAGCCUCUACCACACGGUGGCCAAGGAGAAGGACCUUGAAAACAUCCUGAUAUCCCCUGUGGUGGUGGCCUCCUCCCUUGGCAUGGUGGCUCUCGGGGGCAAGGCUUCCACCGCCUCCCAGGUCAAGUCUGUCCUCAGUGCUGACGCCCUGAAGGAUGAGCACCUGCACACAGGCCUGUCAGAGCUUCUGACUGAGGUUAGUGACCCCAAGACUCGUAACGUCACAUGGAAGAUCAGUAACCGCCUCUACGGCCCCAGCUCGGUCACCUUCGCCGACAACUUUGUGAAGAGCAGCAAGAAGCACUACAACUAUGACCACUCGAAGAUCAACCUCAGGGACAAGAGGAGCGCAGUGAACUCCAUCAACGAAUGGGCGUCCAAGUCGACAGACGGCAAGCUGCCUGAGAUCACCAAGGAUGUGCAGAAUGCCGACGGAGCAACGAUCGCCAACGCUAUGUUCUUCAAGCCUCACUGGGAUGAGAAGUUCCAUGAGAAGAUGGUAGACAACCGUGGCUUCCUGGUGACCCGUUCAUUCACAGUCUCUGUUCCCAUGAUGCAUCGCACCGGUCUCUAUAAGUUCCAUGAUGACACAGAGAACAGGUUGUUUGUGCUGGACAUGCCACUGGGCCAGAAGCAGUCCAGCCUGGUGUUCAUCAUGCCCUAUCACCUGGAACCCCUUGACAGGCUGGAGAAGCUGCUGACCCGCAAGCAGCUGGAAACCUGGAUGGGAAAGAUGGAGGAGAGGGCCGUGGCCAUCUCUCUGCCCAAAGUCAGCAUGGAGGUUAGCCACAACCUCCAGAAAACUCUUGGUGAACUUGGUCUGACCGACGCUGUGGACAAAACCAAGGCCGAUCUGUCCAACAUCUCCGGCAAGAAGGACCUGUACCUCUCCAACGUGUUCCACGCCUCUUCAAUGGAGUGGGACAUCGAGGGGAACCCCUUCGACACAAGCAUCUUCGGAAGCGAGAAGCUGAGGAACCCCAAGUUGUUCUAUGCUGACCAUCCCUUCAUCUUCCUGGUGAAGGACAACAAGACCAACUCCAUCCUCUUCAUCGGCAGAAUGGUGCGACCCAAAGGAGACAAGAUGCGUGACGAGUUGUAAUAGUUAAUGGACAGUUUGAGAGAUACUGUUACUGAUUUAAUCAUGCCAGGAAAUAGUAUGUGUAUUAUGGUAUGACUGUUACCCAAAGAACACAUUCCAAUAGGUCAUCUGUGGACUGAAUAUCUAGACCUACUAUUGUAUCACAGACACAUUAAGCACUCCCAGGGAACAGGAACAUUCAAAUAAAUGCUGUUUGGCCUUUGCAAUGCGCCAUAAUCAAUAACAUUGUCAAAGUCUGCAUUUCAAUACAUUUCAGGAAAAAGCCAAACACCACAAGUGCCUUUUUAGAGUACCUGAACAUUGAAUAGCAGACGACCCAACAGCAUGCUUAUAUUAAGUAUGAUCUCUCUGAUUUUUGCCUUCCAUAAAAUCAGAAAUUUUCCACCAUUCUUUUCACCAGUAUAGGUUUGGCUUCUCUCUCUUAUUGGGUUUGUGAUAUGUGUAGUUAGUUGCAUUAUCUUUAAUGUUUAAAGAGAAAAAGAUUGUUGCACAAGCUAAUUUCAUGUCAUACUGUUUUCCACUUUCCACCCUGCAAAGUACAUUUCUCAUGCUUUCAGUUGUUUUUGCCUCCCAGGUGCACUGAAACUGUUCCUCUGAAACUGUUCCUCUGCAGUCUUUGAUUUGAUUGAGUUAUCUAUGCCAUUUGCCAACCAAACUGUGUGACUUUGUUGUAGGCAUUUACCACUAAACCUUGGAAAGUUGCCAUAAUGCAGUGUUGUGUCAUUUUUAACUCUUUUUUUUUUCAAUAAAAAGAAACCUAAAAUGAA